ACUUCAGCAGACGGAAAUGAGGCAGAAUCAAACUAUGAUGUUACUAAUGAACAAUUUGAUUUGGAUAGAUCAAAACGAAGCGGAAGAGGCUAUAUGCGUGGACAAACGCAAUCUCAGUAUCUGAAUUUUGGUAAGCCAGAAGAGGACGGCAAAGCAGAAGCAGAGGCUAAUGAACAUGGUUCCAGAACCACAGUUUCUGGAAGCCACGGCAUGGGACAGGCGCAGAGUCAAUUUUCAAUGGGAGAUUGUACCGAGUGUGCAACACCCCCAAUUUACGAAUAUCCCGCUGGCUCCCCGGAUCCAUUGACUUUAAUAAGUGGUAGGCCAGAUGCUUUAAUAAGUGCACCAGGUACUGGCGCUGGUAGUCAACAACCUGGCGGUAUAUAUGGCCCGAGUGGAACUAGUGCAGUUGGUGGUCCUGGAGCUGCUGGAGCAUUAAGACCUGGUGGAGUUGGGGGACCUGGUGGUGUACAUCCUGGUGGAAGAGGUGGUGGUCGGCUUGAUGGUGCGUUAAGACCUAGUGCAGGACUCCAGCCUGGAGCAGGAUAUGCGCCAGGUAUUGCAGGUCAACCUACCGGACCCGGUGGCUUACCAGGAAGAGACGGUGUUCAGCCAGGCGGACCGUUAAGGCCUAGCGCUGGCGUGCAACCAGGAGGUGGUUAUGUGCCCGGCUAUGGUUCGCAAAUUUCUGGACCCGGAGGUGCAGGCAUUGGAGGUGGUAUUCAGCCCGGUGCUGCAUUGAGACCUGGCGCUGGACUACAACCUGGCACAUCUUACGGACCUGCUGCUGGCCAACAAACUGGUCCGGGUGGUAUAGGAGUGGGAGGGUUACGACCCAGCGCUGGAUUACAACCCGGAACAGUCGGUCAACCAGGUGGUGGAUAUGGACUUGGACAAAUUGGCGGACCGGGUGCAGUAGGAACAGGUGGAGCUUUACGGCCUGGAGAAGCUGGUGCUGCCCCGGUUGGUGGCGGUUAUGGGCCAGGUGUUGGCCGACAGCCUCUUGGUGCUGAUGGUGUUGGUGCGCAACCCAGCGGUGGUUUAAGACCCGGUGGUGUAUAUAGGCAAGAAGCUGGUGGCCAGCCUAUUGGACCAGGAGGACUGGUAGGUGGAGAUGUUCCAGUAGGAGGUGAUAUAAGAACUGGUGCUGGAUUUCAGCCUGGUGGUGCUUAUGGACCAACGGCAGGUUAUCCUACGGGAACAGAUGGUAGAGGAGUGGGCGGAGCCGGUGCUGAUCUCAGACCAGGGGCACUUAUACAAGGCGGCCCGCAACUAAGUGGACAACCAGGUGCCUCCGGUGUUCUACAACCAAGUUCCGGUUUUCGACCUGGAGUUGGGGCUCAACCUGAGGGAACCUAUGGGCCACAUACAAGUCGCCAACCUACUGGACCCGGUGCGGUAGGCGGUGGUGGUGUACAGCCAGGUGGAUACGGCCCUGGUGGAGGUUUCCAACCAGGUGCGCGCUUAAGACCCGGUCAAGGUUACGAAGCUGCUGGCGUUCAACCCGGAUAUGACGGAGUAUACAGACCAGUUGCGGCCGGAGCAGUUGAUACUAGUGGAAUUUAUAGACCUUCAGAGCGUGCGGGUGGUCAACCUGGAACUCAAGCGUAUGGACCCGGUACAAUUGGACAGCAAGCUGGACCAGGCGCAGGUGCAUAUCCCGGCCAUGCUUAUGCUCCCAGUGGUGUUUAUGGGCCUGGUGAAGCUGGUGCUCCCUCUGGACCUGGGGGUAGAUAUGGAUAUGGUCAUCCAGGUGCUGGUAUACAAGCGGGCGCAGGCGUUCAUCCAGGAUUCGGUGCCCAGCCCGGUGCUGGCUUUCAACCAGGUGCAGGUCUACAACCAGGGGCAGGUGUUCAUCCAGGAGUCGGUUAUCAACCUGGCGCAGGUCUACAACCAGGCGCAGGCGUACAACCAGGAGUCGGCUAUCACCCUGGCGCGGGUCUACAACCAGGUGCUGGUCUUCAACCGGGCGCAGGCGUACAACCUGGAGCCGGUUAUCAACCUGGCGCUGGUCUGCAACCAGGU
Messenger RNA from Rhagoletis pomonella (apple maggot), 2025 nucleotides. Its product is annotated as collagen alpha-2(I) chain-like. The record is from RefSeq and is a predicted model, not a curated record. Lineage: Eukaryota; Metazoa; Arthropoda; Insecta; Diptera; Tephritidae.